CCGUGAAAAUAACGCAGUCGCCGAAGAGAAGCGGAGGAUAAGUUUUUGCUUUGUAUUCUACUUUCGUUUGGCAGCAGCGCGCAGAGCUCUUUUCUUUCGCCCGUUGAACGGUUGAACUUUCGGGCUCGCUUCCUUCGCUUCAAAGGCACGACGGAUGAUUCACGCAGUCGCUUUGUGCGCGACAGUCACCGGCGAGCGACGCUGAAGCUUCCGAUUUUCGAACCCCAAGAGAGGACGACGCGAACUCGGGAGGGAGGAAGAAAGCUCUUGAUGGAUGUUGUGGAGUGCUCCCUGAGCUCCUCUUCACAACUGCGGCGGCUGCACAGCUCGCUUCAUCACUACGGCAACCAGGGGCCGUGCUUUUGACCGUCGCCGAAGCCCGCUGCAUCGAGGAAAUCGCAAUGCCGCUGAACUCAGACUCUGGUGGCAUGAGGAAGCUGCUCCGGUCAGUGGUGGCCCGGUGCUGCUCCCUGACGCACCUGGUGGCCGUCUUCGACGUGCUGGUCCUUCUGGUGGCAGUCAUCUUCCAGGGCUCGACGCUCGACUUCUACCUGAUCCAGCACAACCAGGGCUCGGUUGCCUGGUACUUCUGGUUCCUGGCCGACUUCCUCGUCCUCAUCGGCAUCAUGUCGGCCGUCUUCCUGGCGCGGCGCCACUUCCGACGGCUGGCACCCUCUCCCGAUCAACCAGACGAUGCCACGCCCGAGCCGGAGCCCCCGCAUCCGUUCCUGGGCCGCUUCCCGCUGUGCUACCUGUCGUGGCUGCUGUAUGCCCUGCUGCUGGUGGCCAAAGUGGUCCUGCUAUUUCGCAUGGACGUGGCACAGAAAUUGCAGGAUGACAACGUGUACGGAUCCCAGUUUCUCAAGGCAGUGGUGGCGGUGGCGGCGGUGAUCUUUCUGCUGCUCGUCGAGAGUCACAACGAGGCCGGCGCCAGCUCGGAGCAGCGCACCUACCUGCACUCGCUGUGCACGGGCACCACCUUCGAGGUGCUGGACAGCGUCACCUUUCUCGGGUUGCUGUUCCCCAACGAGACCCACCUGGCACUGACGUACCCGCUUGAGAAUGCCGUGCUUGCGCUCACCUGCGUCAACUUCGUGCUGCCGACCCUCGCCCUGUUCAAGUUGAGCCAGUGCGAGUUUGGCCAGCUGCCACGACCCCUUGGGCUCAAGCUACUCUACAAAGUCCUGCACAUGUGUCUCAUCAACGUACCUUACCUGAGCAUCCGCAUCUACCUCUGGAGCUUCUUCGGCCACGACGUCUCACUCUUCCUCAUCAAGAACCUGCUCGGCAUCUACUCCGCGUUGCGCACGCUCAUCCCCGAGCUGCGUCUCUACAUCUUCCUGCUCUCCAACCGGCGUCGGAGCCACACCUGCAUCGCCGCCGACCCCAUUGAGCUGAAGGUCAUCUGCGAGAAGGACGAUAGGCACGGGGACGACGACGGCGUGCCCGGCCGGUCGGUUGGCAACGUGCUCUAGCCCGUACGUGACCGUCGUGACUUUCUCGGACACGACUGACGUCGUGCGCUUCUGGUGCGCCAACUGGUUGACCCCAUUGAGCUGAAGCUCAUCUGCGAAAAGUACGAUCGGCACGGGGACGACAACGGGGUACCCGGCCGAUCGGUCGGGAACCUGCUCUAGCCCGGACGUGACAGUCUUGACUUUCUUGGACAUGACUGAUGUUGUCACGCUCUUCUGGUGUGCCGACCGGAGCGGACUCGUAUGGGCGUUGCGUCUCGUGCCUCUGUUGGGGACACCGCAGACGCCACACCUUAUUUUCUGCAAGUGUGUUGACCCGAAGUGUGUUUUUAUCUGUUUACUUAAUAUGCGUUUGCGAACGACGCCGUAGGCUCGGAUGUAUGUAUAUUGCCGGCUCUCGGAACCGAUAAUUGCUCGAUGUACAAAAAGAGGAAAGAAAGAAAAAGACAUUGCCCUGACCAGUCAUCGGCACCGCGCUUUCAAGAUCUAGGGAUCGCAGAGGCGAGAGAACAUUGCCGCUCGCGUCACUGGAGAUUCGAAAUUGCGGGAACAGUGAAACCCGAGCUAGUGGGGCCUAGCUUCAAGACCGUGCUGUCGUUCUUAAACUUGAGACAUGUUCCGAUGCUUGGCACGUUGAUGCAGCUGUGCUUACUGGUUGCCUAAUGUACAAUCCCUACUUGAAGUCCAGUUCGAAUGUUGUGUGACCCCUCCGCUUUUCGAAAACGCAGUUUUGUGCUCGCUCUUGCGCCGAGAAAAGUAUGAGUACACAGUUCCGGUCACACGCGCAGGGACCCGGAGGUCUCUUCGAGAACUGCUAACCGAUCAAAGCUAUCCGGCGGUGGCGCAGCGUUAUCUCUCGGCAGCUCGUGGAAGUGUGGUUUGUGCAUUUGUUAAGCUUCGGCUUUUUGCAGCUUUGUUCCGGACGCUGCAGUACCUUCUCGUAGGUGUGCGGCAUGUAUUUUAUCGUCUCUUUCUUCAUUGUUGAGGAAUGCUUAGUAAGCCUGUUGUGUGCGUGUUUGCAUCUUGUGUACAGGACAACAGCACUCGUGAAUCUCCCACCCCAAUGCACUGAAGCUCAAAGUUACUUGUGGCAGAUGAUCACCGUCGUAUUGGCAUGUCGGGGACCACUGAUGUAAGUCUUGGUAGCUAGGCAUUGUUUGGUAAAACUUCAGCGACCAUUCAUGAACUGCAGGGCUCCCGCCAUGGCACAUUGCAGAACAACGGCUUGUAUUGCUUAGAACAACUCUGAAUGUGUUUCCCUUAAUGAUGCGCACUUUGGAAUUGUGUCUAUCCAAAGUUGCGUGCAGCCAUUUCAUGCCAGCAUGGAGGAGCUGUACUGAUGAUGUCUUGCUUGGCAUGGACGCUGUGCUUGUAAUCUUCGUCACAUUCAUGGUAGCGCGGCAUAAUGUCUUUGGCAACACCUCCUUGAUUUAUGUUUUUUAUGCACCUGCUACGAAUGGUCACUGCUAUAGUAAAUUGAUGCUGCUCAGAGAGCCUUCGAGCUAUAUUGGAGAUAGAAGUGCUCAAGUAUCGGACAAGUGAGAAGGGAAUCAUUGGAGCAGCUUUUUAAGGUCACCUUCACGCAGAAACUGGCUGAUUGGAAGUCAUCGGGGAACCGUAUGCACUUCUUUGAUGUGAUCAUCCAACGACCUUUGCCAAACGUACAAGAGCUUUUAAUGAUGUGCUCAACUCGCACCAGCUUCGCGUGACGUGAUGUUUCCGAGCACCUCCUCAUCCGUUUUUUAAUGCGCGGAAUUUCCACUUUCACAUUCCAGGGAUUGCCGCAAAACAGCUCUGCAUUUUCAAACUAGUUAAUGUUUGGCUAGGUAUUACCACGCCUGCCUCGAGCUGGAGCAGUUGCACGCAGUUGAUGCCAACCUAGGGCUCUAUUUUUUCCCAGAGGUUGUCGCGUACUCCUAGUUCGAUCGAUAACAUCUUGGAAGCCCAACACGAGAGGAUAAGGUUGAUGCGACAACAUUAAGCCGCUGAACAAUCGCGUUGACGCGUGCGACCGGUACAAGCCCCAACGUUUGCCAAAGUACCAUCAUGAAACAGUAGUAUUUAGCCUUUCGGAAGCAAGCUGUUAAUGCUGCAUUUCGGAGGACAGUGGCACGCAUUUUUUUGCAGUGUUGAAGCAUCACUAAUGGUGGUUACUUGACGGCACAAGUUGUUUAUUCGUAUAGUUAUGCGAUUGCCGUCUUUGUAUGUGUUUUGAAACCGAGUCGUAGUCAUUUUUUUUCAAAAGAGUGCUGGGGUGAAGCUUGUACAUUAGGUCACUAAAGUUUACGGUGUACAUGCUCAAGGGCAGAACUUUCUUGAUGCCUGAGCUUGUAACUUAUUUGUCAGCAAAAGUACAGGAUGGUGAGCAACGACACAGACACGGCAUUAUGUCCAUAUCCUUCUUUUCUGUACUGUUCUUAUGUACUCUAAAAUAGUUGCUAAGAGUCAUUAACAUGCUCAAGCAUAUGGUCUUUCGACCUCAUAGUCUCAAGCUCAUUGCUCUCGUCACAUUCUCUCUGACCCACACAAUAGUCCAUUCAAACCAUGACCCGUAAAAUCUUGUGGUUUCCCGUAUGCCUGAGAACUCAUCGCCCAAAUAGCGCCGUUGCCUUUGCGUGAGAGCUCACAAAAAGAGACUUUCGUGAGUGCUUGCCACUGAGCGGCUACAAGUCCCAAAACUGCACGUAUUGCGGCAUGAUUGAGAUUACGUGUCUUCGCACAAAUGUGACUUUUUCUGCGGCGUGACGUCUGGCACCUGGAUCUGCUUCUCGGACGUGUUGCCUCUUGCACAGGUGUGAUGUAUACCAUAGGAUUUGCCAGUGUUUCGAAAUGAGUGUGAUAGCAUGCAUACUUUUGGGGGAGGUUCUUGGUGGGGGGGGAGGGGGGUAGUGAGUAGGAAUGUCCUGUGUUGUGACAUUACGCGUUCGCUGCCUGGAGAGAGAUCUUGUACGCCUUCUGUUAUGGAACGUCCAUCCUCACCAGACACAUUUGGUUGAGGCUCACAUUAACAUCGUCAGUGUUACGUUUACGACAUUACAACAGUCCUCAGCGCACGUGAUUGGUCCAGGCUCAUGGGUGCCGUCAUAUUCGUGACGUAAACAUUUGGCGUAAACAUCGCCCAUGUGACGUCGCGAAUGUGAUGUUUCCACCAAAUGUCUACGUCGCAAAUGUGACAGGACCUGUGAGCCCCGACCAUUUGCGGGCUCUGAUGACUAAACGUUUCGUCACGGAAUGCGUGCAAGAUCGUCCUGCAGGCGUUCAUUAACAGCAGAUGCAUUCCACUUUCACACCUGUGACUGAUUUCCAGCGAUUAACCUAACGAAACCGAAAGGCCAACUCUGUCACUGCUGCUUGCAGUAGGAUACUCAAGCAUAGACUAGCACUGACGAGCGUUGUUGGCCCUGUAAUGCUUACGGCACGCGCUAAAUGUCGUAGUUGUUUCGUCCGUCAUCCCGUCACGGUCACUACAUGUUGCACACUCGCCAAGAGCCAGUAGGUUAGUGUUGAAAUGAUCAAAAAUCUUGCCGAAUGUUUGUCCACAUUUUAUGUACCUGCACAGACCGACAGUUUGUGUUGCACCGUUUGUCACAAUGUUUAUAGACACUUAAUUUUUACGCACUUAAAAGAGCCUCUGAAACAAAGUGUAUUUAUAC
Molecule: messenger RNA, 5128 nt
Organism: Rhipicephalus sanguineus (brown dog tick)
Lineage: Eukaryota; Metazoa; Arthropoda; Arachnida; Ixodida; Ixodidae
Product: transmembrane protein 121B
Exons: 5
Coding region: 402-1475 (357 amino acids)
Source: RefSeq, a predicted model, not a curated record